Alternaria arborescens is the source of this 2391-nucleotide messenger RNA. RefSeq lists its product as hypothetical. NCBI's taxonomy places the organism in Eukaryota, Fungi, Ascomycota, Dothideomycetes, Pleosporales, Pleosporaceae. Bases 1 to 2391 code for a protein of 796 amino acids. The record is from RefSeq and is a predicted model, not a curated record. The transcript has a single exon.
AUGUCUAGCGACAACGGUCAACGCCCUCCAACCGCCGGAAACACUGGCAGAGAUGACCCACCACCCGCUUCGCGCCCGUUAGAAAACAGGGAAGAUAUUAUCAACAAAUGGCUCAAAGAUAACUACAUCCACUACAAUCAUCUGGGAAACCCUCUUGCGCUCAAAGUAGAUGAAUUCAUCAAAAUUGUUGCAACUCAAUCUACGGACCCUGACAAUAGUUGGCUAGACAACAAUGCACUGGAACUGGCUGCAGUCAUUUUGACGAUUGAACUGAAAAAACGAAGCGAUAUAGUCAUCGUGCCAUCAAGCGCCGCCAUCAGCCUGGCCCGCAUCGGUCAGUGUAUGUGCGGCAAGGAUGAGUUUGAGAAAGGUGUUCUUUCGACCGGAUGUUAUGCUGCUAUGAAGAAAGAGAACGUACGAUGGAUCGUUGUUCCCGUGACGGACGGUAUGAUUAGCAGAGACGAAAGCUCAAUACCCUGCGGCGGUAGACAUUGGGGCUUCAUGAUAAUUGACAAGCAGAGAAAUGAUGCCAGAUGGUUAGACGGCCAUGUGACACUUGAGAAGAACCGCAAGGGCAAGUGGCGUAUAACAAAAAUGUAUGGUGCAGGAUGGGUUGCUGGUAAGAUUCUCUGUGGAUACGAAAAAGUUAUGGAUCUCAAGCGAGGGCAAUUCACAGCAGCAACACUCAAACAUGUCCCUAAUGACACCAAAGAAAAUAGCUAUAAGUUCGAUAAAGGCUCAGCGUGUGGACCAUGGGUGUUCGCUAUGCUUGAAUAUAUACUCGAUCACCCGAAUUUUCUCACAUGCGCGGAUGGACUCUACGGCAUAUUUAGGCACAAAGACAGGCAGAAGCACAGGAGAGCCAUGGCCUUUGACUCAUUAGCAUCGCGCAAGCGCAUACAGGAGAUUAUUCGGGGCGUGGCGGAGAGCAACCUAGGAGAUGAUGUAUUGCCGUACAGGAUGAGUACGCGCAUUUUGAAGAUUCUCAACUAUCCUAGCACUGUCGAUCUGUUGGUUGGAAUCGCUGACUUUAGUCGAAACAAGACACCUCCACCUGAACGUGGCCAUAACGGAAAUUCGGAGAAGAGGCUUGAUGACGAUGACGAUGAUAGCGACGAUGAUAGCGACGAUGAUAGCGACGAUGAUAGCGACGAUGAUAGCGACGAUGAUAGCGACGAUGAUAGCGACGAUGAUAGCGACGAUGAUAGCGACUAUGAUAGAGAAAACAGUGAUGAAGCGAACGAAGAUCUGCAAAAGGCAAUUCAAGAAAGUUUCCGUUCUAACAAAAAGAAUUCGGCACAAGGACCUCAAGGAACCCAGGGUCCUACGAAGUCAAGGGAACCUUCAGAGCCUCCAAGGGAACCUUCAGAGCCUCCAAGUGAACCGACUACCUUUCAAUCAUCCACCUUCAACCUCAGUACACACGGACCCAUGCUUGCCGCUGAUAUCCCAAACUUCGAGCCUAUGGAAAGCAAUAAGAUUAAGGAGUGGAGGGAUCUGCUUCCGUCCAACCUUAAUCAUCUUGUGAGCCAGAUGAACAUAUGGGGCCAGAAAGCUGUUCUCCAAAAGACUUUCGGUGGCUUCGGUAAAUUAACCCGACGUCAAAAGCGGUCUUGGCGGGAAAGCCAUCCACUGUUCAAGGGCAUUGGAAAGGUGGAAAUCGAAAAUGUAGCUGAAGUGCUGAUGGAGAGCGUCAAAAAUAUUAGUGACGUCUCGCUACAGGGGAGUGUAAUGUAUUAUCCUCAGAGCUACCUGAAAGACUUUGCAGCGCAACGCCCAGUAGACGCAGCAACAUUAGAAGCGGGUACGAGGCCUGCGGGAGACAACUUGUAUGAUGAUAGUGACAUCUUUGAUUACGACGACGAGGCCGAAGAAAACGAUUCGAUCCCACCACAACCUAAAAAACCAAGUGAGCAACCAUCAGGUGUGGAUACUUCUAUUAAGCGGAAGUAUGUAAAGGACAACGCCGAUGCGCCCGCAGCGAAAAGACUUAAGUCGUCAAGACCAGACUUUCUCACAAUGAAAGAUCACGAGCUACCUCUUUGGCUUGCGAGCGUACCUGAAGAGAAGAAAGCUCCGCUGCUUGACUCUGGAAGGAAGUUGAUUGAUCCAAUCCGUGCACGAAUUCACCUCGAGGGCAUAUUCAACGGUACAUUCCGAGAAUGGGCGGCCGAGGAGUCUUUUUCUGAGGUAAGCAAGGAAGAGAUCAAGGAAUGGAGAAAGAUGGUAGACGGUGAAAAGGGUUUUAUUAAAAGUUUGUACCGUAGCGACGAUGCAGGCCUGAGAAAAUUUCUGAACAAGAAACUGUACCCACUGGAAAUGACAGAUCUGCCGGAUUAUAGCCAGGACGAGACGAAAUGGCCUGAGCAUUGGAGGAAAGGAAAGGAGUAA